UUGUUGUCGGUGCUUCGCAUCAGCUGUCUCCCGGAAAAUAUAUUUUUAACACCAUGGAAAACGUAUCGAAGAUCUGGUUGGGGCCGCUGCCCGCUGACUCCCCCUACGUGAAGCCAUUCCGCAUGUACUACAUCCAGAAUGGUGUGGAGAAAAACUGGGACCUGCUCAAGGUGCACGACAGCGUGGCCAUCAUAUUGUACAACUCGUCCCGACAGAAGCUGGUGCUUGUGCGACAGUUUCGCCCUGCAGUGUACCACGGCGUAAUCACCAGCGAGAAGGGAACGUUUGAUAGUGUCGACCUACAGUCGUUUCCGCCCUCCAUCGGUGUGACCUUGGAGCUGUGCGCUGGGAUUGUGGACAAAUCGAAGAGCUGGGUGGAAAUCGCACGCGAGGAAGUGCUCGAGGAGUGCGGCUACGAUGUGCCCGUGGAGCGCAUCGAAGAGGUCAUGGUAUAUAGAUCUGGUGUGGGUUCUUCGGGUGCCAAACAGGCGAUGUACUACUGCGAGGUGAGCGAUGCCGACAAGGCCAACAGCGGCGGCGGUGUGGACGAUGAAAUCAUUGAGGUCGUGGAGCUGUCCCUGGACGAGGCCAAGCGCAUGCUGCAGAAGGGUGCCGUGAACAACAGUCCGCCCAGCUGCCUGAUGGGCCUUUUAUGGUUCUUUGCCAACAAGGCACCCCCAGCGGUUUAGAUAAACUCCCCACCCCCCACACAUUGUUGACUCUCAAGGGGAGAUAAGGCAGUUGUCUGGCAGAUAAGAUGGGGGACUGGCCAGCCUUAUAAUACGUAUGUUAAUACACACACACACACCCAACACACACUCACACUUCAAAUGCUUUCCAAAUUGAAACAUGUGAAUGAAAAGUAAAUCCAAAA
Messenger RNA from Drosophila guanche, 874 nucleotides. RefSeq names its product uridine diphosphate glucose pyrophosphatase NUDT14. Gene Ontology annotation, molecular function: UDP-sugar diphosphatase activity; metal ion binding. Gene Ontology annotation, biological process: nucleoside phosphate metabolic process; ribose phosphate metabolic process. Bases 54 to 689 code for a protein of 211 amino acids. The record is from RefSeq and is a predicted model, not a curated record. NCBI's taxonomy places the organism in Eukaryota, Metazoa, Arthropoda, Insecta, Diptera, Drosophilidae. The transcript is spliced from 2 exons.